Ostreococcus lucimarinus CCE9901 is the source of this 339-nucleotide messenger RNA. RefSeq lists its product with no specific name. The transcript has a single exon. The record is from RefSeq and is a predicted model, not a curated record. Lineage: Eukaryota; Viridiplantae; Chlorophyta; Mamiellophyceae; Mamiellales; Bathycoccaceae. The annotation marks the transcript as partial. Gene Ontology annotation, molecular function: mRNA binding. Gene Ontology annotation, cellular component: nucleus. Gene Ontology annotation, biological process: regulation of mRNA splicing, via spliceosome.
AAGUUGUACGUGCCAGAGGACGAGUAUCCGGGGUAUAACUUUAUCGGGCUGAUUUUGGGGCCGCGCGGGAACACGCAAAAGCGCAUGGAACGAGAGACGAACACGCGCAUCAUGUUGCGAGGGAAAGGAAGCGUUAAACCGGGCGCGCAUCGCGACCAUAAGACGGAUUAUAAAGAGGAUGAACCCCUGCACGUGGUGAUUUUAGGCGAGACGUGGGAAGGCGUGGACGCCGCGGCGGAGAUGGUCGGACACAUCUUGCGUCCGAUCGACGAAGAGGCAAACGUGCACAAGCGCAUGCAGCUUCGAGAAUUGGCUUCGAUCAACGGUACUUUCGUUGAG